Molecule: messenger RNA, 1528 nt
Organism: Microdochium trichocladiopsis
Lineage: Eukaryota; Fungi; Ascomycota; Sordariomycetes; Xylariales; Microdochiaceae
Exons: 1
Coding region: 98-1213 (371 amino acids)
Source: RefSeq, a predicted model, not a curated record
GCGCUCGUGUCAGUGUUUUCCGUCCUCCCAAGGUAGCUAGCUAUCAUCGGGCGAAGCGACGCGAGACAGAAACAUCUAUCAGUCGCAGUCAAGACCGAUGGCGUCCAUCUGCGACUAUGUGCCUCCCGAGUGGUUCGAUAUGACAGGCCGCGAACGACAGGGCGUCGGCACAACGUUUCCCUACUUCCCCGACCUCUACAACGGAGCAUCCGACUACUACGGUCCAGGCACCUUGUUAGCCUGGUUUCUCCUUCUCGCCUCCUUCACUCUGACCUCUUUGUUCUGGCCAAUCACAGUUCAAGGACGUUCGAAGGUACGGCAGCCAAGAAUCACAGCAGACUUGAUGGCUCUACUGUUUUACGUCAUCUUUGCGGCGACGGACUUGCUGAUUCAGACCGUCGGCAUUCUGGGAUUGCAAGGCCGCGCAAAAGCCCUCCUUUGCCUGCGGUACCCACACUUCAAGAUCUGGCAGUCUGGACUUCCACAACUGGACAGAGAUGACAGCGACGGCGAUACCAGUCCGCUCCCAUCACUCGGCGACAUGUCGCCUGAGCUUGUGGAGUACGGCCAACGUAUCGUCGCACUCACCGGCCCCUUGGCCGUCUGCUGCCUCUUCGUCGCGGUCGCUUUUGUGUGGUACCACAUCUGGGACCAGCAGUGCAGAACGACAACCUCGACAAGACAGUCUCCAGGAGGGACCACGGUCGUGAAGUGGGAGCCGAACAUGUGGCUCAUGCGGCUUGUCGUUGGCGUCAUCGGAUACGUCUUGAUCGUUUUGUCCGUCCAUUACAUCAAUCUGGGCGCCGACGGCUUCGGCGAGAGCUGCAUUCUCGCUAUCCUCGAAUUCGUCUGGCCUUUCUACUUUACCCUUAACUGCUUGUUCCCCUUACUCCUCCUCGUGUCAUGCAGCACUCUCGCAUGGGGAGCCUAUUCCUGCGCCAUCGCGGCCAUGGCGUUGCUCUCCCCCAACACGAGCUCGAACACGAUAGUGCAGCCAGCACGGGCGUGGGGCUUCGCGCUGUUCGUCGGCCCUGGCAUGACCAUUGUCGCAGUGUCCGGGAUCUAUACGGGCGUGACCAUGACCAAUGCCACGCUGCUCACAGAUCUGGGAAAGCCUCUGGCGGAAAGGGGCCAACUCGGAUCGCUUCUUGCCGGUAUAGCUACCACGACGUUUUCCGUGUAUGAAGCUUUCAUAAGGAGAUGCCUCGGAUGAGAAGGCAGCGGGCCCUAGCACGGACAGCUGAGGACUUGGCAAGUCUCCUUCCGACGUAGGAGGACAUCCAUAGACCUUGAGAUCAUGGUGUUCUGCAUUUUGCAUCAUCACGAAGCCUUGUCUUAGGCAUAGCUGUGCAUAUACGGCUGGCUUCACUUUUGGGAUUCCCGUGUCAUUGUUGAACCAUUGGAGCGUUAGCGUUAGCGAAUCUUCCUCAUUCUCGAUGAUUCUUAGAUUAUAGUCGUAGCCAAGGUUUUCGUCCGUGAAAGGGAAUAUUAUUGAAGACAGUGUGGCAGAACGAGGUCAAGCUCGCUC